AUGAGUGAAGUCUUCGAAGGAUACGAGCGUCAGUACUGCGAGCUCUCUGCCAAUCUCUCUCGAAAGUGCAACUCUACUUCUCUUCUUCCCGAUGGAGUGGAAAAGAACGCAAAGGUCAAUGAGAUUAAAUCUGGACUGGACGAUUGUGAUGUUCUGAUUCGGAAGAUGGACCUCGAGGCGAGGAGCUUGCAGCCGAAUGCGAAGGCUAUGCUUUUGGCCAAGUUGAGGGAAUAUAAAUCUGAUCUGAAUAAGUUGAAGCGGGAAUUUAAAAGGAUAACGUCUGGUGAUGCUAAUCAGGCUUCCAGGGAAGAGUUGUUGGAGGCUGGGAUGGCUGAUGCCCAUUCGGUUUCUGCAGAUCAAAGAGAAAGAUUGACCAUGUCAGUAGAGAGACUAAAUCAGUCUAGUGAUAGAAUUAAGGAGAGCAGAAGAACCAUUCUAGAGACAGAAGAUCUCGGUGUCUCAAUUCUUGAAGAUUUGAAUCAGCAACGCCAGACUCUCCUACAUGCUCAUAACAAGCUUCAUGGAGUAGAUGAUGCUAUUGACAAGAGUAAGAAAGUCCUCACUUCGAUGUCUAGAAGAAUGACCAGAAACAAGUGGAUCGUUGGCUCAGUAAUUGCUGCACUUGUUGUAGCAAUCAUCUUUAUUAUCUCAUUCAAGAUUUCUCAUCAUUAA
Dovyalis caffra is the source of this 672-nucleotide messenger RNA. The record is from the annotation of a GenBank genome assembly. NCBI's taxonomy places the organism in Eukaryota, Viridiplantae, Streptophyta, Magnoliopsida, Malpighiales, Salicaceae.